Messenger RNA from Vespa velutina, 1388 nucleotides. RefSeq names its product CD151 antigen (gene Tsp74F). Bases 588 to 1313 code for a protein of 241 amino acids. The record is from RefSeq and is a predicted model, not a curated record. NCBI's taxonomy places the organism in Eukaryota, Metazoa, Arthropoda, Insecta, Hymenoptera, Vespidae. Gene Ontology annotation, cellular component: membrane. The transcript is spliced from 8 exons.
CAGAUCGCGUCUUCGUUGCGAAGGACGCGAGGAGAACGGUUCCCCACUUUCGGCGACCUCGAGGGAGAGCGAGAGCGUGUAUUUUCCGCGGACAGACAUGCAGUACUAAGAGAGUGUUGUUAUCGUCAUCACGUAUUAGUGUCCCAUCGUUUUUUUUCCCUCCCCAUUGCCGUAGUGUUGAUCAUUCUAUUUGAGUAUUCGAUUAAUAUUUAAAUCAUACGUACAAAUUGCCUUUCAAAGGAGACAUAAAAAAAUUAAAAUCGAAAAAAAAAAAAAAGAAAAAAAGAAAAGAAGAAAAAAAAGAAAAAUCGUCCAAUAUAAUCAACGAUCUGUUCUCAUUUAUAUACGUCGAUUAUCAUCGUCGUUUAUUCUUCGAUUCGUCGAUUAUAUAUAGUUUCGUGUAUUUUUCGACGAAAAGAGUGAGACAGAGUGUGAGAGAAGGGGAAAGAGGGAUUUAAAAUCGUAUGUACCCGAGAAGUGAUCGCACCUCGAUUGAAUUUCGAAACCGGUUGAAACCGUAGCCAUUGGACAUCGUCGAAAAGGGCUAAGAGAACCGAGAAGCAAGAAAAUCAAGAGAUUAAUCUAAGAUGGGAUACGGUACAGAGAUGGACGGCUGCGGCCGUUUUAUGAAGUACUCAUUGUUCUUUACAAAUUUCAUCAUCUUCAUCGGUGGUAUCGUUAUAACUGGCUUAGCGAUAUGGGCAUUUGUCGAUAAAGUACCUUGGAUAGGCGAAUUGGUGGGAAACGAUUUGUUGACAGGUGCCAUUUAUGUAUUAUUAGCUGGUGGAAUUUUGGUAGCUAUUAUCGCUUUCUUUGGAUGCGUUGGUGCGUCACGCGAAGUCAAAUGUAUGCUGGUCACAUAUUUCAUAAUCGUGUUUUUAUUAUUCGUGACGAUGCUAAUUGGCGGUGUUCUCGGCUAUGUGUUCCGUGAAAAAUUGUUGAACACAUUGGAACGUGAAAUGUCCGGUAGCCUGAGAUUAUAUGAUCAUCGUAAAUCCGUCCGUGAUGCUUGGGAUACUACGCAGACCCAGCUCCAUUGUUGCGGUGUAUAUGCCUGGAGAGAUUGGGGAGUUCAUGGUCUCCUUGUGCCACAAAGCUGUUGUCGCGAGGUUCAACCCGGACAGCGAUUUAACUGCAGUGCUGGUGCUGACACAGUAAAUCCAUCGAACGCUUAUCUGGAAGGUUGCCUAAACAGAACGCAAGUUUAUAUGCAACAGCAUGCAGCCGUUAUGGGUGGCGCUGGUAUCGCUGUUGCGUGUCUCAUGUUCUUUGGCAUGAUAUUCUCUUGUGCAUUAUUCAAGAUGAUAGAAUGACAAAGCAAUGACUACUACGUGUAAAAAAAACAUCCCGUGGGUAUUCUUUUGAUCCAGACAAGCACGGAAGAUAAU